AUGCCCCAGAAACAGGUCCCGACCCCGCAGCCCGACGGCCCUCCAGGCGCGUCCACCUCAACGUCGCCCGCUGCCAGGCCGUCCGUGACGCGCUACGCCUGCGCCGCCGCGCCGCCCCGUGACGUCAUGGCGCCCGCGCCGCCGCCGUCUCCGCGGUCGCGUGGGUCUUUUCCUAGUAGCCUGGGCGGUAGCUGUCUUUAUAGUGAAUGUUCACAAGGAUUGUCUUCCGGCAUGGCCUUGGGAUUAAGAUGCUUCCGCUUGGUCCACCCUGUCUUUUGUAACUCCUUUGCAGCCUUGACCAGACCUGUUUCAGAAGUGACGCUGAAGACAGUGAGUGGCAGACAAAAUGACCAUGGACAAUACAUGGCCUCACCAGCUGUACCGAUCCGUUAUUUCGCUACCAAGAAAGCCAAAGCCAAAGGGAAAGGACAGUUCCAAACCAGAGUGAAUCUUAAUGCUGCCUUGGUUGAGGAUAUAAUCAGCUUGGAAGAGGUGGAUGAAGAAAUGAAGUCUGUGAUAGAAGCACUCAAAGAUAAUUUCAAUAAGACUGUCAAUAUAAGGACCUCACCAGGAUCCCUUGAUCAUAUCACUGUGGUAACUGCUGAUGGGAAGCUUGCUUUAAACCAGAUUGGCCAGAUCUCCAUGAAGUCUCCACAGCUGAUUUUGGUGAAUAUGGCCAGCUUCCCAGAGUGUACAGCUGCAGCUAUCAAGGCUAUAAGAGAAAGUGGAAUGAAUCUGAACCCAGAAGUGGAAGGGACGCUAAUUCGGGUGCCCAUUCCCAAGCUGCCAGCGUGGAACCUGUCCUCCUGCUCUGUGGCCUCCUUGUCUAGCUGCCGUAUCGCCUAGUGGCUCUUGUACCGGAGAAGUGUGUAUGAUGUAUACAUUCCAGGAAAUACCCUUUUCUUACACAACCCACACACGUACGGACCUUUAGUAGUCUUGAAAGGGAAAAAAAGGUGAGCGAAGAAUGCCUAAUGGCCUCAUUUGGUCUGGGGUGGCCACAGACUGCGUUUGAGCAACUACGGCUGCUAUUCCUUCCCCUUUCUUCCCACCGCCUGCUUGCCAUCGCUGCUUUCUCAGGGCCACUCAUUGUGCUGGAUGAGUUCCAUCCGGCACAUUGUUUCUCUGUGCCUUCCAGUCCUGCAGGGGCCUCCGUGCGGUGUUAGGGUGCCCGCCUUCUCCUCUGUGGCGUUGCUUCCUACCCGGCCUGCAGCUUGUUAGGCUCGCCUCCUGCUAUUUCGGGAUCCACGUGUGUGAAACGGGCCUCGCUCCCAGCACACAAGUUCUGGUUGAAACACAUAAGAAAGUGCAAUCCGGAAUUGAGUGGAGCACGGACUGAGGAGAAAGUGCCACCGACACCUGUGUAAAAGCUGCACCCCAAAGGACGGGCUCCUCUUCUCCCUGCCCCUCCUCUGUCCUCUCCCCUUCAUGUCCUGCCCCUGUUAUAGAACAUGGCAAUUGACUGCUGAGGUCCGAUCACUUUUCCAUCGCAGUCCUCUCUGGAUUCCCUUUCUCCUUUCUUCCCGCUGCACUUGGACUUAAAGGGGAGCUGGAGCAAUAGUAAUGAACUGUAUAUCUAAGCAGGCCUUAACGUGAGAGCAGUGCUGUUCCCAUCCCUUCCACCAGUAAGAAUAGCUGCUUCGAUUUGUCUGGCACCAACAAAGAAUGCAAGGGCCAUCUGCACUGGGCUCGGAUCCCAGGUCUACCAGGAACUUGCUGAGUGGCCUUGGGCAGGUUACUUGAUCUGGCUGAGCCUCCCUUUUCUCAUCUGUGAAAUGCAGGUAGUAGUGCCAGUGUGUCAUAAGAGCGUUGUGAGGAUUUAUGGAGCUAAUGCGUGGAGAGUGUAUCAGCUCAGAGGCUGGCACAGGGAAAGAGCUCUGCAAAUGUUAGUUAUUAUUUUUACUGAAGGGGAGCAGGUACCAUCCGAGUCAUGUGUAGGCGAACGCAAGUGUGAUAAUAAUAAGGUUCUUCCUUAUCUCACUAUCGUGCUUUAUUUUCGUUAUAGCUCUUCUGUUUCAUUUUAUGGAUUUAUUAUUUCUCUCUCUCCUUCACUAGAAUGUGGACAGGAAGAGCUCUGUCAGCUGUAUCCCUAGCCCCGAAACAGGGCUUAGUGUGUAGUAAGUAUGCAAAAAUGCCAUCAGUGUUUAUGGAAUAAUGGGAUUAAAUGAAUAUGAGCACAUGCUGUAUGCCCACUGCUAUUCCAGAUGCUACUCGUAUCAGCUAAUAUAUUCCUAACAGUCUUUUGAGGUAGGUAUAUUAUUAUCCCUCUUGUACAGAUGAAGAACCUGAGUCAUAGGGGAAUGGAGCUCUUUGGGGCCAGUGUCACACAGUAAGUGGAAAAGCAGGCAGUCUUUCUCUGAGCCAGGGCUUGACCCCCUGUGCUGUGCACUCGCUCAGUAGGAGACAUCACCAUUAUUUUUAUCACUGAUAUUAUCAAUAGCUUUUAAGUAGUUAAUACCUACACAGUCAGCAUUCUUUAACCAUCCUCUCUCAUUUGCUCCUAACACUCACUGUGGAAGAAAGGUAACAUUUUUAUUACUCCCCCUUCAUUUGACAGUUGAGGAAAUAUGAACAGAUAGUGUUUAUUGAGCACAUUGCCGUGUACCAGCAUGUUUAUGAGCUCUUCUAAUCCUCACAACAAUCUCAUUAAGUUAAUGGUAUUACACGCAUUUGACAGAUGGGAAAACUGAGGCAAAGAGGUAGAAUGACUUGCCCAGGGCCGUGCAGCUAAGAUGUGAUGGAUCUGAGCCUCCAACCCCAGCAGUCGGGCUUUAGGGACUGCUCUCCUGUGUGCCCACUGGGCAUCUUCUCAGUUCAGAGAGGACAAGUUACGUGUACACAGUUACCCAGCUUGUAAGUGGCGGGGCUGGGAUUGGAAAUCAAGUCUGCCUUUACCACCAGACCCGUGUUCUUUCUCUACCUGCAUGUAACUUGGGUUUCCAUCCUGCUGGGGUGACAGGAAGAAGUCAGCGGACUUAAUCACGGUCACUCUGCUGAGAAUGUGGAGAUGUGGCCCCCGACCUCACCUCCUUUCUCUUUCCAUCCUGCUGGGCUGUAUCUCAGCACAGUAUGUCUGGGUCAGCCAGGCCUUUAAGAGGCACGGGACGGUCGUCUGAAAGCAGGUGGCCAGUUGUGUCCCCAGAGAGAACUGAAGUUACCGCUGGCGGUAGAAGUCCCUCCAAAGUGUGCGUACGAUUUCCUUUGGGCUAAAAGGACACCUGAUGUCCUUAGGAGACAUCAGUGUAUGUGAAACAGGCUGGUGAGCUGGCAGUGGUGGGGGUGAGGCAAGAGGGGAUGGGGAAGUUGUAUACCUAGAAGCAUAGGAAGUCUGGCUGGGCUACACAAACAAAAACAUUUCCUUCAGGGCCGGUGGCCCCAAGGCAUCGGGCAGCGCCCACCGGCAAACAAUAAAGUCGGGCGUGUGUCCGCAGCUGAUUGCGGGCUGAUGCCCCUACUGGGGGGGGAGGGGGCUCCCAGAAGCCGGUGAGGCGGUGGUGAGGUUUCUCUCGGUGGAGCUGUCAGAGAUGUGUUUUGAUGGGCUGUUCCUUGGAUGUGCAGCUUCCUUCCCCCUCAGCCCGACCCCCACAGCUGCUGGAGCCCAACUCCCACCUCCCACCGCCUGCUCUCCUCUGUUCCCAUUCUUUCCCUCUCCGCUUAAGCUGCUAAAUCCUUUUGACGGUUUUCUCCCUCACGAUUCAUGUCCUGUUAGUAUCCCCAAGCCCUGGAGAGCCUGUGGUAAGAGUAAGAAUGCAGCCACCCCGCAGUGAGUGCCUAUGGUGCACCCGCUGGCCGUGCGCCAGGCCCUUGCCACCACCAUUUCAUUUAAUCCUUGCUUCUGCCCCCGUAGUAACAUUCUUCCUCCCGCUUCACACGCGGAGAGCGUUUGGAGAUGUUGAACACCAUGCUGACAGUUCUGAGGCUGACAAGCAGCAGAGUGAGGAUUCUAAUUCGAGGUCUUCUUGGCUUUAAAGCAUGUUUUCCCCACCUUUUAAAGACCCCUGUAAGUAACCAGUGAGCCUUGCAAAGUCUAGUGUCUGACAUAUCAUAACUGGGUUUUACUGUAACUGCCCACGCUGAGCACAGCUUCCUCUAAUACACACCUGGUGGAUAGCUUUGUACAUGUGUCCAGUUCUCGCUGAAACAAUAGGAAGUAUCAUUUCAAUCCGGGUGAUUCUCUGCUGUGUGAGUUACCAUCAGGGCAUGCCCUGUGCUUAUUGUUCAUGCUCAAGGAAUUUUGCAGGAAGGCCCCCAUCCAGGAUGUUACUGGAAGACCUGCCUGGUGGAGUAUGUACAAACAAAGUGUGACCCUGCCAGCUCAGCCAAAACCCCUGCCUUAUGUGGGGAGGCUCUCUGACCCUAGCGGAAAAGGCUGCUGUCUUCAUCAUCCAGCCAAGAAGCUGUUCCAGGGUGGGUCCACCGCUUUCCAUCUGCCUGCCUACAGACUCCUGGGUAGACUUCUGCCAUGUGCUUAGAUCUUGUUUGUACAUCACUAUCUACACAAAAUACAAAUCUGGUCACGUUUCCUGGGCCUCACUCAGGCUCCUGGAACUCCACAUUGUUCUUAGAAUAAUCUGCUAGGACUCUUUUAAACUUUUUUAUUGUAGUAAGAUAUACAUCCAAAUUUACCAUUACUGGGGUGCCUGGGUAGCUCAGUAGUCAAGUGUCCGACUUCGGCUCAGGCUGUGAUCUCACCGUUCGUGAGUUUGAGCCCCGCGUCAGGCUCUGUGCUGACAGCUCGGAGCCUGGAGCCUGCUUCAGAUUCUGUGUCUCCCUCCCUCUGCCCCUCCCCCUCUCACACUCUGUCUCUCUGUCUCUGUCUCUGUCUCUCUCAAAAAUAAACAUUAAAAAAAUUAUUUUUAAUUUACCAUUAUUUAAAAACGUAUAGUUCAGUGGUAUUAAGUACAUUUACAUUGUUGUACAGUCUCCAGAACUCUUUAUCAUUUGGCAAAACUAAAAGUCUAUACCCAUUAAACAGUAACUUCCCAUUUCCCGAUCCCCCGGUUAGCCCCCGGUAACGGCUCUUCUCCUUUGUGUUUCUAUAAAUUUGACAAUCUCGGUACCUCGUAUUAAGUGGAAUCAUGCAGUAUUUGUCCUUCUGAGUCUGGGUUAUCUCACUCAGGGUAAUGUUUUCAGGGUUUAUGCACGCUAUCCCAUGUGUCACAAUUUCCUUUUUGAGGCUGAAUGCAAUUGCACUGUGUGCAUGUACCAUUUGUGUGUCUCUUUACUUGUUGGUGGACCUACCGGGCUUCCAUGUGACAUUGAAGGGCCUGCAUGCAUACUCUUGGGCUUGCCAGGCUCGCCAGCCUCCUUUGGAACAGUCUUCUCUUCUUUCUGUUCUCAGCCUCACGGCCGUUUUCAGCCCCUCAGAGAUCAGUACCCACCUUCCUACCUGGAAAGCUGCCUUAACUUUACACCGACCAUUCCCUCUGGUGGGAAUGAUCUCCCCCAGCCCCUCCACUCUUGCACCUCUUAAUUUAAAUGUCACUCCUCUUGAAUGUCCCCACAUUUUGCUCCUGGAAUCCCACAAGAGACCUCGGUCAGACUCCCUUCCCCCACUAAUUAUUUUCAUAGAACUCUACAUGUCUUUAUUGUGCUUAUUACAACUGUAACGUAUUGAUUAAUUGUGCGUGUAUGUGUGUGUAAUGACUGCCUUCCUUGCCAGACAGUAAACUCGUGUGUUUAAUGCUGUAUCCCUCGGGGCUGGCAUUGGGGCUGGCACACAAUACGUGCCCAGUAAAUAGCUGUAGAAUGAAACCAUAAACUAAAUGAAUUAGUACUGAAAAGAGAAAAGUUCAGGGCUACAUGCUGGGAGCAUGUGGAUUUUAAAAUGUAUGUGAGACGUUAAAUUACUAAUAGAAUCUCAAAAAGCCAUCUUGCUGAAGCAUAGAUUGUUUGCCCUGUCAUUUCUCCGUUGAUAAAAACUUCCAAGAACAAACGCAUCAUUAUUCGAAGAUGCCUCAGUGAAUGCCAACACAUAAACCACAGCAGCAAAGGCAGCUGUCAUUCUCUGAGUGUUUAUUCUCUACCAGGCUUUGUACUGUGUGCUUUCCACGUAUUCUCUCAUAGAAUCCUCACAAGAACUCUGAAAGGUAGAUGCUUGGGUUUUUUGUUUGCUUGAUUUUAAUUUCUGUUUCCAAAUGAGAAGACCAAGGUCCAGAGAGUUUAAAUAACUUGCAUGAGGUCCCUCAGCCAGUUAGUGGCAGGCCCAAAGUGGAGGGGAGGCAGGGCAGACUCAGUCCUGGGCCUGGCACAGAGCGCCACCCCUCCCCGACGGCCCUUCCCCUCAUUAACUGGAAUAGCUCUCUUGUUAUCUGUUUUAUAAAUUUAUAAGUGGAGCCUCUGCCUUGGUUUUCUCUGAAGCCAGAGUUUUGUGGCUAAAGAGGAAUGUGAAAACUCUAGGCCUGCAGGACAGAUUUGACCUUUGCAGCCUCCUGCCUUCCUGCCAUUAGACUCCCACCAUGCUUCUGCCUGAAAUGCAGUGGACCGAAAUGCUUCUAAGGCAUUUUCCAAGUCUCGAGGCAGGGUUGUACUUUUUUGCCUGGUGCUCCUGCGGAAGGUCCACCCCUCUGUCCUAGCGCCACUCACUCCCUUUCUAAGUAGUGGCUGACGAGUUUGUCUCCACCACUGGACUGAGCCUCUGGGGAAGUUGGACCAGGCCUGCCUUCUCUCUGGAGCUCCUCGGCCUGGCCCGGGAUCUGGCACAGGACUCAGGGGCCUCAGCCAGUGCUUGAUGAAUGAAUGCACGCCAAGUGCAGAGCGGGUGCUCAGAACCAACCGGCUGAGUGCAGAAGCCUGGAGGACAAACCAGCGUGUGCCGGGAGAACCCCCUGAAUGCGAGAUGGAGAUGAUCAGAUGUAUUAAUCACUGGUUUGGAAAGGAGUUAAAAUAUUUCCAUAAUAUGGUAUGUUUCUUUUCUAAAACAGAUGUGCCCUCGUUGUUUCAUGAGGAAGUAAUUAAGUGUAUUUGAUUAAAACAUUCAUAAACGCUAUCAUUUAUUCAAAGCUA
This is a messenger RNA of Neofelis nebulosa (Clouded leopard), 7005 nucleotides long. It is a transcript of the gene MRRF, whose product is annotated as mitochondrial ribosome recycling factor. Gene Ontology annotation, biological process: translation. Bases 1 to 846 code for a protein of 281 amino acids. The transcript has 6 exons. Gene Ontology annotation, molecular function: ribosomal large subunit binding. Gene Ontology annotation, cellular component: mitochondrion. The record is from RefSeq and is a predicted model, not a curated record. Lineage: Eukaryota; Metazoa; Chordata; Mammalia; Carnivora; Felidae.